Molecule: messenger RNA, 1155 nt
Organism: Pochonia chlamydosporia 170
Lineage: Eukaryota; Fungi; Ascomycota; Sordariomycetes; Hypocreales; Clavicipitaceae
Product: C6 finger domain-containing protein
Exons: 4
Coding region: 1-1155 (384 amino acids)
Source: RefSeq, a predicted model, not a curated record
AUGGUGCAGAAUAAGCGCUCUCACAGUUCUAUCACACCGCCAACUUCCGAUGAAGAUACUAUGAGAAUUGAUCAUCUGGAUUGGUACGGAGCCGAAAACCUUGGAAACGUUUGGCAUGGGGGCUUUCCGAGCUUUCAUUUCCCAAACGACCAAACCCCCUUAGAUUCAAACGAUGUCGGACUGGGUUCUUUUGAAGACUUCAUCGGUGGUGUUGUAGAUUGGACUGAUGGCAUUGAAUUCACAAACGAUCAACACAACUCAUCAGCAAAACCAUCAAACACAAAACUCGGUUCAGCAGACUAUAUCAUUGCCAAAACUCGAGCCACAAGAGCUCUCACACCAGUGAGCCAGGAGAACCUUGCAUCACGACACGCCGCGAACCUCAUCUCCCGCAUCGUCAGUGCAUUUCCUCAAAUGAUGCUGCGGCGGCAUACAUUUCCGCCGUUCAUACAUCCAUACUGGCAUAAAGCUAGUGUGCCGGAGAAUCUCGCCAACUGCAUGAGCAUUGCACAGCUGUUUGUUUCCAGGACGACAGAUACGCGGCCCUUUCUGUGGACGACUAUCGAAGCGGAACAGAAGCGUUGUUUGGAUGAAAAACAUCUAUUCAGUAAAGCAGAGCUCCAGCAGGCAGUUCAAGCAACAACGAUUUACAUCGUCAUGGCCAUUAUUGACCAAGACGAAGAUACCCCAGCACGAGGGGCUCGACUGAUGAAGACUUUUCUUGAGUUAAAGCUGCAGCUGCAGCUCCUCAUCGGCGGGGACCUCAUCAUCUCGGAAACAGAGGCAGCAAAUCCCAGUCCAACGUGGGAGGAAUGGAUUUUUGCAGAAUCUCGACGCAGGAUCGGAUGCCUCUGGUUCGCCAUCACGCGCGUAUUCGCUCUCAAAACUGAUCGAGCGCAUUGCUCCAGCAUGGAUGACUUUCACAACUUGCCUCUACUAUCCGGGAAAUCAAUAUGGGAAGCACGAACGCACGACGAGUGGGAGAGUGAAAAGUAUCUGGAGGAAGUGAGUUAUCCGAUACCGACGUUUGGCGAGCUGCUUCGUGCACAGCAGAGGGCUGGAGAUGCCAUGUAUGCGCGCAAGUUGGACAAUUGGGAAGCUGGUGCGGAUAAGCUGGGAAUGAUGAUGAAUAUUGCUGUUGAGCUUGCUGGGUAG